GUCCGCCGGUUUCUCACAGGGACGAGGAGGCACGCUUUAUCCACAAAGAGGACCAAAAAACACAGAGGACGGGCUAACUGAAAACAUGAAACGGGACGUUUGUUAGCCAAAUCGAAGCUACCGAGUUGGUAUCUGCCGGCUCUUUUCUCCUUUGUUUUCGGUGUAAACUUCAGCUCUGUCAGCGUUUUAACCCAACCGACCACCCACCCCUCUCACACGCCACCUUCGACACGGGUUGUCCCUGUUUGACUUUCGGGGGAAGAGACAUUUUUUACCGGGGUGAAAGGAAAAGAAAGGCUUUAACUUCGCCGUGUGCCGUAAAGACAACUGAAAUCAAAGAAAAGUGGUGGCAGCCCUCAGACAGGACACUUCGUAGUCAGUGGGAUGUUAGAGCUCUGGGAGCAGGACUGACUGAAGGAGCAUGGUGAAACACCAACCCCUCCAGGUCUAUGAGCGCCAACUGUGUUUGUCAUGUAUCACAGGGAUCUACGGUUGCCGCUGGAAACGCUAUCAACGUUCCCAUGAUGACACCACCAAGUGGGAGCUGCUGUGGUCCCUCAUCCUCCUCUUUACCUUCUGUCUGCUGCUCGUCUGGUUCUACUUCUGGUGGGAGGCACAUAAUGACUACAAUGAGUUCAACUGGUUCCUCUACAACCGCUCUGGGGAGUGGAGUGAUGGCACUGUUCCCAUCCUGGCCACCACUGCUGCUGGCUUUACCUACAUUGCAUUUUUAAUGGUUUUAGCACUUUGCCACAUUGCACUUGGGCAACAGUUAAAUUUGCACUGGCUCCAUAAGAUAGGAGUGACUGCUGCUCUACUCACCACCAUUGUUGGGGUGAUAUCUGUCAAUCAAACAUGGGGGCAAGAGUGGGAUGUCGUCCCCAUCUCACUGCAGGCCACAGGUCCCUUCCUGCACAUAGGUGCCCUUGCUGCUGUCACAGCGCUGUCUUGGAUUGUGGCUGGACAGGUUGCUCGCGCAGAAAAAACAGUGUUUCAGGUGGUGGUUGUGCUGCUGUAUCUCAGUGUGUUGCUAGGACUCUACAUUGUGCCCCUGUACAUCACCUCCCCCUGCAUCAUGGACCCCUCCAGCCUCAAACAACGCCCUGAUGUCAUCGGCCACCAGGGAGCACCAAUGCUUGCUCCAGAGAACACACUGUGGUCCUUCCAACGAGCUCUGCAGAUGAACGUCACUGGGUUGGAGGCUGACGUGGCUAUCAGUGUAGAUGGAGUGCCAUUCCUGAUGAAAGACCACACCCUGCGGAGGACCACAGACGUAGUGAAGGUUUUCCCAGACAGACAAAUGGAAGAUGCUUCAUUCUUCAACUGGACAGAUCUGCAGCAGCUCAACGCAGGGCAGUGGUUCCUCAAGGAUGACCCCUUUUGGACUGUGCACACCCUGUCUCAGCGUGAGAAGGAUCUGAUUGCCAACCAGAGUGUGUGCAGCCUGGAGCAGCUUCUAAAGCUGGCUUCCUAUCAUAACAGCACAGUGGCUUUCCGGCUGAGGAGGCCUCCUCCGGAGCACCCCUGCUACCACAGCUGGAUCAAUGAUACACUGCAGGCUGUGCAGCAAUCUGGCAUUCCUCAGAGCCUGGUGAUGUGGACUCCAGAUGAACACAGAGCUCAGGUGAGACAGCUGGCACCCGCUCUGAUUCAGACCUCAGUGGAGAAACGGAGUCCUCAAAGCCUUCAUCAGUAUGGCAUCAGUAGGCUGCUGCUCAGAUACAACCAGGCCAGCACAUGGGAAAUCAGAAACUUCUCCCAGAGCAACAUCAACAUCACCCUGUACACCAUCAAUGAGCCCUGGCUGUUCUCGGUACUCUGGUGCAGCGGGGUGUCUGCAGUCUCCUCAGAGGCCUCACAUAUCCUCAAAAAGGUGCCUUACCCCAUCUGGCUCAUGAGACCAGAUGAAUACUGCCUGAUGUGGGUGUCUGUGGACCUCAUCUCCUUUGCUAUAGUCAUAGGAAUAUUCAUUUUCCAGAACUAUCACAUGAUCAGGUACCGGAUGAGUGGUAUGCGCAGCUACAACCCUGAACAGAUCAUGCUGAGCGCCGCAGUCAGGAGGUCCAGCAGAGACCUCAACGUCAUGAAGGAGAAACUCAUCUUCUCAGAGGUGGGGAACGGAGUCGGCAGUGCUGAGGAGCUGUACGUGGACAAUGGUUACGACUACUACACCAAUCAAGGCAUCAGCCAGUGAUUGGGAGACUGUGUGAAUCGGCUGUAGUGAUGCGGAGACGACACCGCUCUAUGUGUUCACAUCAUUCCUAUUCCAGUAAGUGUGAAGUCUGGUCUCCCCGUCUCUCCUACUGAUUACCUUACAGACUGCUGUAUCUGAUGGCGAAAACAACCACCCAGUUGCUUUGUGUACAUUCUGUAAAUACUUUUUGCUUGUCAGACAUACUGUAUAUCACAUGGAACUACACGCACUUUUUAUUAAUGGAAUUCACCAAAUCUGUGGCCGCCUCCUCUUGCAUCUAACUUUCCGAGAGGUCCCCAGGAGUUACCAAUGCUUACUUCUUUUUAAACGUGUUUCUUUAUACAUUUUAAGCUAAUUUUCCAAAGCAGUUUCUUGAUUUUAACCACUGUAUGAUAUUCUUCUCUUAGCAGAUGAAUUUUAUUUGAAUGAGGCUUUAUUGCAGCAUGAGUCUUAACGCUAACAGCUCAUUAUGCUCUUGCCUUCUGUCAGCACUCCACUGUGCUGUUGUUCAUAACAGUACUAGAGUUAAUAUUUAUAUUUAAAGAGAAAAACAAACAAAACAAAAAAAAACACGAACAAGCUGUUUACAGAAGUCCUGCCUUCUCCUCCAAGUGAAAUAUUCACAAGGUGUAUGUAAGAUAAUUAUUUUGAUAGAUGCCCCCCAGCCCCGCCCUCCUUUUGAGCAGUGCAUGUAAUCGUAUUGAUCAUAUCAACUGAUGUAUGUGAGCUGUGCUCCCAGUGCACCAGAGGAACUGGUGGAAAUGGUUUGGGGGUGAAGAUUUAUCUUUUAUGGUUAAAGUAAAUGUGUUUGGGUUUUUUUUUUUUUAAAAGAUGUGAAAGGUUUAAUGUGUGUAUUUUGGCUGGGUAUAUAUUUUUUACCCUGUGUGCAGUGCUAUGUUGAGUAUGUUAUUGUACAUGGUGAACCAGUGUGUGAGAUGCUCCAGCCAACCAAGCAUUACAUUUAAAAAACGUGACUGAUGAUUAAUAAUUACAAUAGAGAAAGACUGGUCACAGUGGACGUCACUUCACGUCCCUACGCAGCCUCUGUAUUGCAGUAACCUCUGUGGUAUUUUAGUGUUGACAGACAACAUGCAUCUAAAUGUUGGUUGCUGGUGUAAACUGACUGCUGUAAGGUUACUGAAGUGGGUGCUAAAUGUGAAAAUAUAAGCUCUAAGCUUAUUGAAGGGACGCUACAGGGAUCACAACAGGGUCAAGAAAUCGAUUGCCUUUUGUGUUUCUUUUCUUUCUUUGGGUGUUACUGUGCCUCAGAAGUAAACAUUAAAAAAAACUUCUAAUACAGGAGUUUUCUAUUUGUGUUUUGUUCUGUCAGUUGUUGUAAUGAGGGGUCUAUGCAGUGAGUUGUCUUAGGGCUCACGGUUCUGCACUUUGACCACAGGAGGGUGACAACACUCUUUUUAAAUCAUGGACUUAUAUGAUUGCAUCUGUGCUCUACAUACACUCUGGGCAGCUGCAAUCUGAAUUAUAAGCAGGGCUAAUGUAGCUCAUCAGUUCAGAAGGAGAGCUUUACUAGCAAAGUAGCACACUUCAUUAACAGGACAUUGAUUUCAGAGAAGAAUGUAAAGGUUAAUUCUUAACUGUCAAUAAUAGACA
Plectropomus leopardus (leopard coralgrouper) is the source of this 3805-nucleotide messenger RNA. It is a transcript of the gene gdpd5b, whose product is annotated as glycerophosphodiester phosphodiesterase domain containing 5b. Gene Ontology annotation, cellular component: plasma membrane. Gene Ontology annotation, molecular function: glycerophosphodiester phosphodiesterase activity. The record is from RefSeq and is a predicted model, not a curated record. NCBI's taxonomy places the organism in Eukaryota, Metazoa, Chordata, Actinopteri, Perciformes, Serranidae. Gene Ontology annotation, biological process: positive regulation of neuron differentiation; lipid metabolic process.